Molecule: messenger RNA, 1253 nt
Organism: Eutrema salsugineum
Lineage: Eukaryota; Viridiplantae; Streptophyta; Magnoliopsida; Brassicales; Brassicaceae
Exons: 2
Coding region: 67-1089 (340 amino acids)
Source: RefSeq, a predicted model, not a curated record
CACUCCCUCACUCUUUGUCUCUCUCUCUCACUGUCUCUCUAUUACUCUGUCCCCAUUCGUCCGGCGAUGUACCAACACGCGCCGUCUUUCAUUUCCCUCAUCGUCUUCUUCACCAUCCUCUUACCCGUUUCACCAAACCCGACUCAGAACCCAGACCCGGUCACCGUCCAGCCGUUUCGGGUCAAAUCAUCCCCACCCGCCACAAUACCCGCUUUCCCGGAGCAAUCCGAUUUCUCCGGCUGCCCACUCGAUUUACCAGAAGACCUCUUCCACGGGAUCAAAUCAGCCUGCACCGGUAAAAAGCUCCACAAGGGACGAUGCUGCCCCGUGCUAGGCGCGUGGCUCUACUCCGCUUACUCAUCGACUGCCCUGAGCCGUUCGAUUUCCGCCGCCGCGAGAAACGCAUCCUCCUCCGCCGUGACGACGACGCCGCCGGCGGAAGAAGAUAUGCCUUUGCUUCCCGACGACUCGGAGACCUGCGUCGACGGAUUGGGAAAGUCGCUGAGAAGGAGAGGGAUUGAGCUCGCGAGGCCGAACGAGACGUGCGACGUCGUUUACUGCUACUGCGGAAUCAGAUUGCAUCACUUGAGCUGCUCCGAUGCUUUUAGAGUGGACGAACAAGGGAGGCUCGUUGGAGACGAGAGUGUUGAUCGAUUAGAGACUGAUUGUUUGAGUGGUAGCCACAACAAUGCCGAUAGAUUCUCUCCUCUCAGUGCCUGUAACAAGUGCUUGAACAGCCUCUACAAGCUAAACCCGAAGAAAACUUCAGCGACAAGAAACCCAUCCAAGGAAGACAGGAACAGAACAACAAAGAUGCACAACAAAGAUUGUGUCCUCAUGGGUCUCACUUGGCUUCUCGCUAAGAACCGUACGGCUUACUUCCCCACUGUCACUUCAGUCCUCCGAGCCGUCAUGCUUAACCACGACGGCGAGCCACGGUCAUGUGCUCUCGGCAGCGACGGCAUGCCUUUAGCCGUUGACUCUUCCGAAUUCUCCAGCGGCUCGUCGAAUUCACUCCAGUAUCGGCACCACUUGGUCCAUUUCUUACUUUACAGCGUCAUCACAUUCGUCUUACUAAGGUCGUGGUGACUUAAGUUGACGUGGUAUUACGUGAUUGGCUGAGAUAAUUUAAGUGAAAUUCAGAUAGAGAAAGUGAGACGGUGAUUGUCUUUAUGUCUUUGUAAAUUAGUUUUGUUUUUGCUGUUGUAGCCAUUUUGUUAUAAAAAAAAAAUCAAAUUGUUUUUUAUCAUUAA